AGUAGGAGAGGAAGAAGGACAAGUAGUUUUUUUUUUCUUCUUCGAUCAACGACACCGACGAAGAGAGAGAGAGAAAGAAAGAAAGAGAGAGAGAGAGAGAGAGAGAAAGAGAAAGGAAGAGACAGUUACUAGCUAACUAUCUUGUUGACUUGUGCGCGUGUUGGUGCAAAUAGUAGAUCAAUCCUACGUCCCUUGGAGUGCAGUCGCAAAAAGAGACGCUCAUAUUAAGAAAGAUAACUGAGAGUUUUUAACGUCGAGCCUUCUCCGUUACGGGUAUCGUGAGUUUUUUUUUUCACAUCUUGUGUAUCGUGCAACAACGAAUUAUCGUUGGUUCCCGUUGUUCCUCUUGUCUCGUUCGUCUUAUGCUCGUUACUAUUGCUAUAAAGAAGAUACACACUCAAAGAAAAUAGAAGGAAGUCGUGUGUACGUUUCACGGUUACGCGCUAACGCGCGUGCCGUACAUAUAAGAUAAACAGAGAGAAACAGAGAAUUAAUCAGCAAAAAUUUUGUCGUACCGUGAUUGAUAGACAUUCAUGCUCGCAAAUUCGUCGUGCGUGAUAAAUAUAAAAGAAGAAAUAUAACGAUACAGAAAGAGAGAGAAAGAGAGACACUUUCUUUUCUAUCUCGCCGUGUUAAAUCCCAGCACCUAUGGAAAGUGAUCCAUUUGAGGAUCCACCUUACGGACGUUUCAGACGUCGAAUUUGAGUAAGACGGACGAAAAGAGUGAGAGACAGACAAUAAGGGAAGAGAGUUUACGAAAGACAUACACUUUUUGGCUCGGAUAUCGUUAAUUAUCAUCCUUAUCGUUUUAUAGUUUGUUUGUUUCGUGUCAGCGCGGAUUUGAAAAGUAUAAUAUAGAGGGGGAGAGAAAAAAAGAGCGAAAGAGCGAGAGAGAGAGACAGAGAGAGAGAGUGAAAGGGAGAAGACAUUCAGCAUUGAAAAGGUUCAGAGGAGUUCUAAAGAAAAGUUCUAUUAUAAAUAAAUAACAAGAAAUUAAAAAGAAAAAAAAAAUAAAAGAAGAUGGCGAUACCGUUCGUGCAGCCGACCGAAGAGGAUCAGGAGUUAUCAAAUCAACAACUUCAAAUUAUGAUGGCUCUCUACAUGGCACUGCAACAGGUCCUACGGAGCAGAUCGUUUCGUCACUCAUCAAGGAAUCAUCAGCCUCGUCGUCAAGGGAACACAGUAGGUUCUCGAGAACACGGAUUGGUCCUGUUGGAUCAAGACAUUGCCGGAUUACCGUUACCAGAUUUAGUAUCAUCAGCGAUGCAACAAUUGCCACCUCCAUCGCCACAGGUUACGGUUUCCGCGCCUACCAGUCCAACGAGGGAUGCUACCUUUCAAUUUCCAGAAUGCAGUGGCACAAACAACGUAGCCGCCGCUGCGGCCGCCGCAGCCGCUGCUUCAUAUGCUAAUGUUGCUAGAAACAACAAUUAUGAGAAUGAGGAUGAGGAAGGGGCACCGGUCCCAACUCCAAGGCCACGGCCACGAAGACGCAGACCAAUAAAUGUUCGUGUCCCUUCGAAAAAGACAUCGCUCACGCUUGAGCCAGCUUGCAAUGGUGACAGCACUUGUUGUGAACAUCCUGGUCACGCUUUGCGUAAUGGACAAUGGUGGAUUAGUAUUGGAGCCAACCUCAGAAACAUAGCCGACGAUUUCCAGGCGUCCAAAACAAAGCUUUUGCCAUUGCGUGUUACAGAACGCCGAACUGGAGAACUCACGACUGUCGUUGGUGACUUCCGGUUUCCCAAGCAACACAAAUGGCAACAGCCUACCCACUGAGGAUAUAUUACGUUCCAUGAUCCCAGCGUCUAUAAGAGAGACGACGUUAUGGGUGACAGUGGCUCUCUACCUCGGUUGGAGGCUUGUCUCUCGUCUACGAUAAAUCCAUGAGCUUUCGCCUCGCCGCAUCAUCCCGAGCAUCAUCGCAUUGAGAAGAGAGGACCAUCGUUUAGGAAGAGAAGAAAAAGAUGAGGAGGAGAAGGAGGAGGAGGAGGAUGUGGAAGGGAAAGAAGAAGAAGAAGAAGGAGAAGAAGAAGAGGUAGAAGAAGAAGGAGGAGUAGGAGGAGGAGGAGGAGGAGGAGGAGGAGGGAUACUUUGAAGUUCUCCGAGGUAGAGUAAGACGAAAGGAGAAUUUAACGUGGGAGAACGACGAUGCCUUAAUUCUCUCGAUCGUCUUUAAAAUGUGAUCUAUAAAUCUUCUCCUCCGAACUCUGUUCACUCGUUGCUUUUCCUGAUAAUAUACUUCUUUUUUUGUUUUUUCUUUUUUUUUCUCGAAAGAAAGAAAGAAAGAGAGAAAGAAAGAGAGAGAGAGAGAGAGAUCGAACAAUUGAUAGAUCGAUCGACUAAUCGAUCGCCUAAUCGAUCUCUCGGUGUGCCGAACAAAUAGGAAAGUUUCGAGUAAGCGGAGAUAUUUUUCUUGCUCCAAAACGACGGUACUACAAUUCUAUCAUUAUUGCUAACAUAACUAGUAUUAUAUAUAUCAUUAUCGUUUCACAAUAUCCGACUUGCUAUCCUUCCUUCGAUAGAUUCGCUGACCUAUUUAGAACGAGCAUGGUGUUUUCUUGAUCUCUAUGAGAUAUGCGUAUGUGUCUUCCUAUUUUUUUACAUUUAAAUUGGACUGCGUCGUUCGUUUGGAAAAUAAUUGAAAAGAAAAAAAAAAGAAAGAAAGAAAAGAAAAAGGAAAAAAGGAAAAUAGAAAAAUAAAAAAAUAAAAAAUAUGAUGAAAAGGAAAAAAAGAGAGAGAGAGAGAAAGAGAGAAAGGAAGACAAAAUUGCCGAGCCAGUGGAUCAGAUUUUAAUAUGAUGACGACGACGACGAAUGUUUUCAAAUUAUUUUCGGCUUCAAAUCGAUAAUCCAGAUGAUCUCAUCGAAAUGAUCUUCAUCUUAUUUAAGAUAAAAGAGAAACACCAUGGCCGUUCCGGUUGAAUAAAAGGAGGAAGGAAGCAUUGAAGAGUAUAGUAUUUUGCGAUACGAUCGCUCGCCCUCGCACCUUCGAAAGUGUAGAAAA
This is a messenger RNA of Vespa crabro (European hornet), 3007 nucleotides long. RefSeq lists its product as uncharacterized. The record is from RefSeq and is a predicted model, not a curated record. Bases 1021 to 1779 code for a protein of 252 amino acids. The transcript has 3 exons. Lineage: Eukaryota; Metazoa; Arthropoda; Insecta; Hymenoptera; Vespidae.